AUGUAUCCAGGCAGCUCGGGCGAGAAGAAGUUGGGCUUCAUAGGGCUGGACCCUGGCGCCCCCGUGUCCUCCCAUGACGGGGCCUUGCUGAUCACUGGCUCCAAGGGUGGUGGCAGCGGCGGCAGCAAAAGUGGCUCGAUCCUCAAUAAUUUACAGAACCACAGAUAUUCAAGCAUGGUGAAUGUUUGCAUCGUCUACCGUGGUCAUGUUGUCACUGCUGUUGCUGCUGCUCUUGCUUCUGCUGUUCUUGUAUUUUGCAUUGUAUCCUCCGUAAAUAAGGCAACCUUAAGCACAGAAGAAUGUAAAUUGCUGUCGGCAGCCUCUCAGCAUGGGAAACGCCCGUGCCUGCCUGCCUGGAUUGGACACCAGAUGAAAUGUUUCUACUUCUCAGAUGAAGAAAAAAACUGGACUGCUAGUCAAGACUUUUGCUCUUUGUACAAUGCCUCUCUGGCCAUUAUUGAAAAGGAAGAACUGGAUUUUGUGCAGCGUUACAAAGGCAGCACUCCCCACUGGAUUGGCCUCAGACGAGACCCAGAUCAAGCCUGGAAAUGGAUCAAUGGAAAUCCUUCAACGUGGACGGUCCUCGGUGAUGGAGGGAACUGCGCCUUUCUGAAUGACGAAGGCAAAGCAAGCAGUUCCAUGUGCCGUACAGUCCAUCACUGGAUAUGCAGCAAACCUGAUGAAUUCACAAGUCCAAAGAUAGCUUGAAGGUUUUGUUUCCUGUUCUGG
Protobothrops mucrosquamatus (brown spotted pit viper) is the source of this 729-nucleotide messenger RNA. Its product is annotated as C-type lectin domain family 2 member A-like. The record is from RefSeq and is a predicted model, not a curated record. Lineage: Eukaryota; Metazoa; Chordata; Lepidosauria; Squamata; Viperidae. The transcript has 6 exons. The coding region runs from base 1 to 708 and encodes 235 amino acids.